This is a messenger RNA of Dermatophagoides pteronyssinus (European house dust mite), 1185 nucleotides long. RefSeq lists its product as uncharacterized. NCBI's taxonomy places the organism in Eukaryota, Metazoa, Arthropoda, Arachnida, Sarcoptiformes, Pyroglyphidae. The record is from RefSeq and is a predicted model, not a curated record.
AAAUGUCUAAAAUAAGCCAUUGAAAGUGAGAGAGAGAGAAAGAAAUUACUUUUCCUUAUUGUUACAUACAUACAUACAUAUUAAAAUCGUAACCAAACCGCCUCCACCAUAAUCAUCAAUAUAGACAAUGAAAUUUUCAAAUAUUAACAACACAAUGUCAUCAUCAUCAUCAUCAUCAUCAUCAUCAACGACAAACGAUAAAACCAACACGGUUCGUUCAUCGUCUAAUCAUCGACAUCAUAUUGGCCAACAUUAUCGUCAACAUUCAAACCUAAAUCAUAAUCAUAAUCAUUAUGGCCAUCGAUGGUUAAGACAUCAUCACCAUCGUAAUCAUCAUUAUCAUCAUUAUCGUAGAAUAUCACCAUUAACAAUGAUGAUUCCACCAUAUGUUAUAAUUAAAAUUUGUGAUCAUCAUUAUAAAGUACCAAGCAAUAUUCUAUGUCAAUCAAGCCAAUUUUUCAAUGCACUAAUACAUUUUCAUAAUGAUAUUGAUGAUUCGAAUGAAAAUCAACAACAAUCAACAACUUCCACAUCAUCAUCAUCAUCAUCAUCUCCCACAAUCGAUUUGAAUGAAAUUGAAAUAAUUGAAAAUGAAAAACAAGAUGUUUUCCGUAAAAUAAUGAAUCGUUUUUUAGCUAUUGUUGCUGUUGAUGAUCCAAUUGAACAACAACAACCACAACAAGAUAAUAAUUAUAACCAACAACAACAACAACAAAAUCAAGAUUCAUUAGAUUUUCUUUUCGAUUGUAUACUUGUUUGUAGUAAAUAUUUCUUUGAUUAUCUUGAACGGAUAUAUUCGGAUGAAUUUGUACAAAAAUUACGUAAUAUAACAUCCGAAUUGGCUGUUACCGAUGUUAUUGUUCCAAAUGAUGAUAAUUCGAAUGAUGAUAAACAUUCGAACAAUGAUAAUGAUACAAAUGAUUGUUGGCUAUCAAUGUUGGAAAUUUAUCGUCUUGCACAAGUAUAUAAUCUUGAAUAUUUAUCUGAAGAAAUUCUUGAAUUAAUUCGUGAAAAACGUUCAUAUUUUUUACGUCGUUUACGAAAUACUUAUUAUUUUUGGUGAUAAGAAAUUUUUUUUUUCAAUUUUUUGAAUUCAUUCUUUUUCGACAGAAAAAAAAAUUCUGUGAUUCUGUUCAUUUGUGAGAUUUUAUAAUAAUUAUAAUAAAUAUUUUUUUUUAAAGAAAA